AUAUUAUUUCUUUGUUCUAGUAACAUUUCAAUUAAUUUCGUGCCGGCUCUAUUUUUGUUCACAUUUUUGCCUUUCACACUGUAAUUAAAUAACCUUUAUAUAACGUUACAAAAUUAAAUUUUAAAAAGAAUUUCGCGAAAUUGCUUACGUUAGCUCUCGCGUCGAAAAUACGGAAGGAAAUAUAUUUUCGUUGUCAUAUUUUUUAAGCUGCAUCGCUGUCACCAUAUUUCAUUAAAAUUAACUAUUGAGGUGAACUCGGGUGGAAGAUCUAGACUUUCUUGGGAAACUGAUUUUCUCCUAUAGUUCGCAAUAGAAAAUAAACUUUGAAUCACUUCGAUAUUAUUUUCUAACUGAAAUCUUUAUGUUUUGCUUAUAAUCAUGCUUUCACUUAUCACUAGUUAUUGCCCGGGACAUCAAGCUCGUGGACUUCAGUUUACAGAGCACGGUGGUUCCCGUUUCAGUGGGAAUGCCAGGAUAAAAUGAAACUUUGACCUAUUUUUUUUUUAUUAUCCAUUAAACCUUCCGUCUCAACUUAAUAAAAAAAUAGCCAAAUUGGUCCAUCCAUUCUUGAGCUAUGCGCUUACCAACAUUCAUUUUUAUUUAUAUUGAUUUAAAAAUGGUUGUAAACGAGCACAAAGAGUUCUUUAAAAAUUUGUAGCAGGCUUCAUGUUCACUUUAAUUAGGAGAAUGUAAUGAACAUAAUUGGUGUCAGCACAUUUUAUGCUAGACUUAAACCCUUCCUCCGUUCCCCAGGGUAACGCGAUAAGCCGACCACAUGUCCCCUUACCUUAUUUAUAGUGGUUAGGGUUGCAGGCUCUAACGUACCGAGCCCAUAAUUCAGUGCACAAGGGAGGGCUAAUUAAACGCCUAACACAUUAAAACUCACCUUCCUUUAAGCUUUUUAAUUUCCUAUACAUAGAUCAUGCGGUGUUAGGAUUGGACAAUCAGUCCAAAUAUAGAGUGUUGCACCAGGAGUAAACACACAAUUUCCGUGUAGCAAAUGGGCCGUUUUUGUUGAAUGUCAAUCGUCAUAUAGCCUUGCUCAACGCAGUCUUUCGAGUUACGAAUUGUAACGGUGAAAGGCGUCUCGUGGUGGGGGCAGUCGGGCGCACACUGCUCACGCGCCGCCGCAGUCCGACGUGAAUACUCGAGUGUGCCGUGCUACCCGCGCCGCCCCGCAAACCGCGAAACAAGUGAACAACUUUCGCGCCAACAUUUGAAAAAAAUACGAAAUUUAUUUGUGCAUGUGUGUGUGACGUCAUGAACAAGUGAUGCUGGUCAAUCUUGAAAACAAUUGCAAAAUGUUUCUGUGUUUUUGUCUCGUUUUUUGGAGCGCUCUUUCGCCGGCUCUGGCCCAAGGUGAACGAAGGUGUGGACACCCCGCAGUACCUCCUAACGCGAGAGUAUCAAUCCCCACAGAAGACAUAGUCCCAGGAACAAUAGCCACGUAUGAGUGUGACGAUGGCUAUGAGCUGUUCGGAGCUCACGAGAGAGAAUGCACACUAAGAGGGGACUGGACUGCUGAACCUCCAUUCUGCGGUACAAAUGUGGCAUUCAGGAAACCAGCUAACCAGUCGACGACAGUCAGAGGUGGCGCUGCCGCUAACGGCAAUGACGGGGAGAAGACCACGGAACACGACGGCAAGAGGUGCACGGAGACCCAAAAAGAAGCAUCACCAUGGUGGCAGGUCGAUCUGCUGAGGCAUUACGCUGUCAAAGUUGUGAGAGUGACCACCAGAGGGUGUUGUGGUCACCAACCGCUCCAGGACUUGGAGAUCAGAGUGGGCAACAGCAGCUCAGACUUGCAACGGAACCCGCUGUGUGCCUGGUUCCCCGGCACUAUACAUGAGGGUAUUACGAAAACGUUCACGUGCGCUCGGCCGCUGGUCGGCCAACACGUGUUCCUGCAGCUCGUGGGAGUCGAGGGCUCCCUGUCUCUCUGUGAAGUCGAAGUGUUCACUACUGAAGAAUUCUCAAACGACCGCUGCGCUCCCUCCGGUGCGUCAGCCGACAUCGAACUGGCUGCCUUCUCGAGGAACUGCUAUGAAUUCAACGUUGCCAAAGGAAUGUCUUUUGAUGACGCAAGAAAGCAAUGCCAGUCUCACGGAGGAGACCUUAUACAUGGAUUUCAGGGUGCGACAUCGAGCUUCUUGAUCCAAGAGUUGGAGCGAAGAAAGCCGCAGCUGAAGACACAACUGGUUUGGAUCGGUGCGCAGAAGGAACCAGGACUCACUUCCAGAACUUGGAAAUGGGUUGAUGGGGAACUUAUAUCCAAACCUACUUGGGGCAAGGACCAGCCGAACAACUACAAUGGAGAACAGAACUGCGUGAUGCUGGACGGUGGCCGCGCGUGGCUGUGGAACGACGUCGGCUGCAACCUGGACUACCUGCACUGGAUCUGCCAGUACCUGCCACCCUCUUGCGGAAGUCCUGACAAACUGCUGAACACCACAAUCGAAGGUAACAACUACCAGGUCGGCGCUUCUAUCGCAUAUCGGUGCCCUGAAGGGCACAUGCUUCUCGGAGACAAGACCAGAGAGUGUAAAAAGGAUGGAUUUUGGUCUGGAACUGCCCCUAGCUGUAAAUAUGUUAACUGCGGUGGGCUAACACCAAUCCAAGAUGGAGACGUAACCAUAGUUGACGGAAGAACAACUCACGGAGCGAAAGCUGUCUACUCAUGUCGAGAGAACUAUACCCUGGUCGGCGAACCGGAACGCAUGUGCGGCGACGAAGGCAUCUGGACCGGUGAAGCUCCUAAAUGCUUGUUCGACUGGUGUCCUGAACCGCCACCAGUUACUGGAGCCCUGGUUACUGUGAAUGGACACAAAGACGGAUCAUUGGCAACUUACACAUGCCAAAAUGGAUUCAUACUCUUCGGACAACCGAGCGUAACUUGUACGCUGGGUGGAUCAUGGUCUGGCACUCCUCCGUCGUGCAAGUAUGUGGACUGCGGCACUCCUGCCCAGGUCCACAAGGGCUCCUUCAAACUCCUGAACGGCACCACGACGUACGGCUCCAUCGCUCAGUUCAACUGUGAACAAGACUACUGGCUGGACGGCGCUGACACCCUCACCUGCAACCGAGAUGGAAAAUGGUCCCAUGAUAUACCGUCAUGCGAAUUGAUAUCGUGCGCGGACCCUCAAGUGCCGGCGGGUGGUUACAUGGAAGCCUACGACUACAACGUGCACUCCAGCAUCGACUUCCACUGCGAGAAGGGCCACAAGCUAGUCGGAGAGCAAAGUCUCGUCUGCCAACAGGACGGAGAGUGGUCAGGAGAUUUUCCGAAAUGCGAAUAUGUCGACUGCGGCAAGCUUCCGUCUCUGCCGUACGGUUCUGCCGAACUGUUAAAUGGAACAACACAUUUGGGAAGUGUGAUCCAAUACUCUUGCACUACAAACUUCAGGCUGGUUGGACCAGUUAGAAGAAUCUGUACAGAAGAAUUUCAAUGGAGCGAAUCUUCUCCGAGAUGCGAAGAAAUCCGCUGCUCAGAUCCGGUGGUACCUGAAAACAGUAUAGUCUCCGUAACUGGUAACGACCGCAACCACGGCCGAACUCUCAUCAGGACUUCAGUAAGCACCACGAUUGGGAACAGCUACCGUAUUGGUGCGCUGGUGAAGUACCGCUGCGAGCGAGGAUACAAGGUGGUGGGGGAGAGCCUGUCCACUUGCGAGGAUAAUGGACAAUGGAGCGGAGUCACUCCAAGAUGUCAAUAUGUUGACUGCGGUAACCCGGGUCCCAUACAAAACGGCAAGGUGACGCUAGCAACCAACGCGACGUACUACGGUGCAGCGACUCUGUACGAGUGCAACGAACAUUGGCAGCUGGACGGCGUGUCCCGAAGACUGUGCCAAGAUAAUGGAACCUGGAGCUCUGAGGCACCAGUCUGUAAAGAAAUCACAUGCACGGACCCUUCGAUUCAAAUCAAGGGUAGUGUAGGUCUCUUGGUCGCGACCUCGACCCUGAGUAUCAAUGGCGAGGCUCACUACCGCUGCGAGCGGGGCUACGGGCUGCAGGGCAACCAGACCAGGACCUGUCUGCCCAGGGGCGCGUGGAGCGGGGCCCCACCUGUCUGUAUACCUAUCGACUGCAAGUCCCCUGGCACGAUCGAGAACGGUCGCGUCAUCAUCUCCAACAGCUCGACCCUCUUCGGCAGCUCUAUCGAGUACCACUGCCUACCGCAGUUCCAGCGCGUCGGACCUUUCCUACGAAAAUGUAUGGAUGACGGCAAAUGGUCGGGAGAGGAGCCCAGCUGUGAACUGGUCACCAACGAGGCGGCAGAAAACGGCACAUUACCGCUUAGUGUUGGCGUCGGCUGCGGCGUCGUGCUGUUCCUGCUGAUGCUGCUUGGAGUCAUAUAUUUGAGGCUCCGCAAAGCCACUCCAGUGAAAAACACGGAGAACAUCGAAGGCGCUGAACGUAAGGAAGACCAGAACGCCGCUGUGAUGAGUUACGCGACGCUUCACGACUCCAACGGGCGGCACAUCUACGACCACGUGACCGACAACGUGUACGACUCACCGUACAGUGAGCGCAUUGCCGACAACGUCGCUUACGGCCGCCGGAGCGACACGGACUCCGCGUACGAACCGGAGCCGACCGGCCCGAGCGCCGUCGUCACCAUCAACGGGGUCGCCGUGCGUUGACGACAACCACCAACCAAGUGGCUCGAAUAUUAACAUUAGGUAACCAAAUCAGACGCUUAAUUGGUGUUCCUCAGUGUAAAUGUUACCUGUAAAUUUUUCCCCUGUGGUUACCAUCGACUCGAGUGUUCAAACGAUACGAUAGGGUUAGUUUUAAAUUCCAUUUGUUAGUUGAUCACCAACCCUUACUAGGUAUUGUACCAAAGAUGUAAAUGUGUUGGAUUCGUGUGGAUUAAGACUGCAAUUCUUAUUGUUUGAUUUUUAAAUCAUUUUUACGAUGCCUCUUUUGCCGAAUGAAGAAGAAAUUACUAUGGGGUGGUGAAAUUAUGUAAUAGGAACCCAGAAAGAAAUGGAGCUGUCAGUCUAUUAGGAAAAUUUAUAAAAUCUUGUCCUGAAUGAAUCCAAUAAGAAUUGUAGACACCAGUGUGAGUUCUUUUGUUUAUAACUUUUACAAAAAAAAAACUAAUAAUAAGAACAAAGAAUAUAGAUAUUAAUUAUAUUUAUUGUUGUAUAUGAAACGAUCAAAUUUUGAUGCCAAAAUGUUUCGGCUGUAUGUAUUUAAACAUUUAAUAUUAUCUUAGAUUCGUAUUGUUCCUUUUGUAUUUAGUUUCUUAACCCUCUGACAUCGGUACUGUUAAGCUGACUUCUUGUAAACAGGGGCGAACUCUUGUAGGCAAAAUAAUAUCGAUUCUUUUUGUGCUGUUCGAGUAGAUAGUUUACAUAUCUACGGUUAAAACUCAAACUCAACAUGUGCUCAUAUCCCGCAAAAAUUACAUGUAUUGGCAUAAUUAGAAGUUUUGCUAAUUAAGUUCUAUAGCCAUUUUUUUAUUCUGUACAGCGAUUAUGCGUCAGUCGUUCAUAAACCUGCGGUAGACAACUUGUCAAAUCCGCCCCUGCUUACAAAUCUGGAUAUAUAACAUUUUUCUAGUAUAAAAGGGUAAUUUGGAAUGUUUAGUAAAAAUAGAAUUAUCAUGUGUUAUGGUGAAUUACUAACGACGUGCCUAUUCCAUUUCGCUUUAUGUUUUCAUUUGUUUUGUAAAUAUUAUUUUAGUUAGAAUUAAUAUUAAUUAAUACGUAGAUUUGCGAUGCCUGUAUAAAUCUAUAUUACCUAACUAUAUUUAUUAAUUGUAAAUAAUUAGGUAUAUUU
This is a messenger RNA of Trichoplusia ni (cabbage looper), 5787 nucleotides long. RefSeq names its product CUB and sushi domain-containing protein 2 (gene fw). The record is from RefSeq and is a predicted model, not a curated record. The transcript is spliced from 18 exons. Bases 1272 to 4643 code for a protein of 1123 amino acids. NCBI's taxonomy places the organism in Eukaryota, Metazoa, Arthropoda, Insecta, Lepidoptera, Noctuidae.